Vanderwaltozyma polyspora DSM 70294 is the source of this 1011-nucleotide messenger RNA. It is a transcript of the gene PIL1, whose product is annotated as lipid-binding protein PIL1. The record is from RefSeq and is a predicted model, not a curated record. Bases 1 to 1011 code for a protein of 336 amino acids. Gene Ontology annotation, molecular function: lipid binding. The transcript has a single exon. Gene Ontology annotation, biological process: endocytosis; negative regulation of protein kinase activity; eisosome assembly. Gene Ontology annotation, cellular component: plasma membrane; eisosome filament. NCBI's taxonomy places the organism in Eukaryota, Fungi, Ascomycota, Saccharomycetes, Saccharomycetales, Saccharomycetaceae.
AUGCACAGAACUUAUUCUUUGAGAAACUCAAGAGCACCAACCGCUGCUCAAAUACAAAACCCUCCUCCACCUCCUUCUUCCACUAAAUCAAGAUUCUUUGGUAAAGGUGGUAUCGCCUACUCCUUCAGAAAAAACACCGCCGGUGCUUUUGGCCCUGAAUUAUCAAGAAAAUUGUCUCAAUUGGUCAAAAUUGAAAAGAACGUCUUGAGAUCAAUGGAAAUCGUCGCUAAUGAAAGAAGAGACGCCGCAACCCAACUAUCCGUCUGGGGUCUAGAAAACGACGACGACGUCUCAGACAUCACCGACAAAUUGGGUGUCUUGAUCUACGAAGUCAGUGAAUUGGAUGACCAAUUCAUCGACAGAUACGAUCAAUACAGAUUGACCUUGAAGUCAAUCAGAGACAUCGAAGGCUCAGUACAACCUUCAAGAGAAAGAAAAGCUAAGUUGACAGAUAAAAUCGCGUACUUGAAAUACAAGGAUCCACAAUCACCAAAAAUUGAAAUCUUGGAACAAGAAUUAGUCCGUGCCGAAGCAGAAUCUUUGGUCGCUGAAGCUCAAUUAUCAAACAUCACUAGAUCAAAAUUAAGAGCUGCUUUUAACUACCAAUUCGACUCAAUCAUUGAACAUUCUGAAAAAAUCGCCUUGAUCGCAGGUUACGGGAAGGCUUUACUAGAAUUAUUAGAUGACUCCCCUGUUACUCCUGGUGAAACAAGACCUGCUUACGACGGUUACGAAGCUUCUAAACAAAUCAUCAUCGAUGCUGAAUCAGCCUUGAAUGAAUGGACUUUGGACUCCGCUCAAGUUAAACCAACUCUAUCCUUCAAGCACGAAGAAGAUAUUGUCUACGAUGACUACGAAGAUGAUGAAGACCACGUUCUAGAUGAUGAUGAAGAAGAACACCAUCAUGAAGAUGAAAACAACUGGGUUGAAGAUGAAGAAGAAAUCGAAGAAGAACAACAAGAAGAUGAACCUCAAGUAUCUCACGAAGAAGCUAAUUCUGUAACAGCCUAA